AUGAUUUUGUUUCCACAGCGCGGUGGUGGGCGGGUGGGCAGCACCGACCCGGGGAGGAGUGACAGGGGCGUGUCCGUGACCGAGGGCGCCUUUAAGGACCCCACCUACAAAGACCCCCUCAAGGACCCGCUUCGCGACCCCUCCAGCAGCGACCCCUACGGGGCUUCCGCCUCUCCCUACUCGGAACCGGAGAUCCACGACGCGGGGUACCACAGGGAGCCUCGCUACCUGGACCUGUUCGACCCGGGGGUGUCGGUGGUGCGGGACCCCAAGCUCGACCAGCCCAACUCCAGGAGAAAGGGUCGCGCCAGGACGCUGAUGGAGCGCAUGCUCUCCUCCCUGGCCUCCACCAGGGUCAUUAUAGGUUGUACCAUCGUGCUGAUUGUGCUGGUGGUGACGAUAGUGAUUGUGGCCUCGACGUCGCGGGGCGCGUUCUUCGGGCCGGACCCCCGAGUCCAUCACCCGCACGUCACAACCGUUACGGCGUGCGGUCUCGCCCAAGGAGUGAUUGAGAACAACGCUUACGUGUUCCGCGGACUUCCCUACGCCAUCCCUCCCGUGGGCCGUUACAGGUUUCGCCAGUCGCAGCUGCAGACGUCGCUGGAGGACUGCUGGACGGGGACCUACCUGGCCAACGUGACACGACCCUGCUGGGGCUACGACACUCAGGGUGCAGUAGUAGAGGGAUCCGAGGACUGCCUGCUGUUGGAUGUGUUCACGCCCCAACUGGGGUACGACUCUCCCCUUCCUGUUGUGGUGUACGUGGGCGGGAUAAGCCUCGGAGGAGACACUCGGCGCCCCUGGCUGCUCAGCGGCGCCACCACGGUCGUGAAGGAGCGGCGGAUCGUCCUCGUUGCCCCGCAGGUCCGCCGAGGAAUGCUGGGCUUCCUCCCGCACCCCCGACUCGCGGCAUCGACCUACCCUCACACCUCCGGCAACCAGGGCGUCUCGGAUCUCCUGACGGCCCUCAAGUGGGUGCAGCGCAACGUGGAGCACUUCGGCGGGGACCCUGGCCGCAUCACGCUCCUGGGCCACCAAGCGGGGGCGGCGAUGGCCUGGCCCCUCCUUUCCUCGUCUCAGGGCCAUCGCCUGAUCCACUCCGCCUGGAUCACCGGCACGGCGCCGCUCCACCCCGAAUACUCGUGGCGGGAGGCAGACCCCGAGCUGGUGGAGUCGCUCAACUGCUCCACAGUCCGGUGCCUCGAAACCACGCCGGCCCGCAACGUGAUGGAGGCGCCCUCGCUUGAGUACCGCCGCCCCUACGGCCGCCCAUGGCUCCUGGCUGAUGGUCUCGUUGUGCCCUUCAUCCCGUCCAAGCCACAAGUGCCUGUCAUGAUCGGAUCAACGGAGCAAGUAGCAGCGGACAUGCUGGUCUCAUGGAGGGACCGCCUGGGCAGCUCCCGCCAGCAGCUGAUUGAUUCGGUCGUCGAUGGCCUGAGGCUCUACGAGAGGAGUUUCGAACCCCCAAUGUCACCCGGAGACCAGAUGGGAGGGCGGGACAUAUGGCCCCUCCCUCCGCCAGGCGGCCGAGACAUGGGCCCCCGACGGCCCACUAUGUCGGGACCAGACAUGUGGCCAAGACGACCGACGAUGUGGCCAGGACGCAGCAGGGACGGCGGGCGGUCAAGAGACGGCGGGCGGUCAAGAGACGGGGGGCGCUCAAGAGAUGGCGGGCGUCCCAGGGGCGACGGACGGCCAAGGGAUGGCGGACGACCCAUAGAUGGCCACAGGGAUUCAACAACCAACACUUUCAUGGCAGGAUCAACUGACGCGGAAAUGGCCAUUGACUGGUACUCUGGUCUCUCGGAUCAUCCAUGGCUGCUUCUCACGACACUCGUUUCCGAUGCCACGAUCACCUGCCCAGUUCUCUCCACAGCGGCCUCGCUGGCCAGGGCCCGUAGCCUGGCCCAUCCCACAGGAGACGAAGAUGUGCCUAUUUACUCUUAUGUGUCACGCCAUGCGCGGGUCAGUCGGGUCGGGGCGCUCGCCGACGGUCAUUCCGAUAUCGAGUCAAUCCUUGGAGUGUUUCGCCCGCAGACUCGCGGCGAUGCUCGUUAUGCCCGCACUAUGCAGGAUCUGUUUUUUCUCUUCGUUACCAAUGGGGCACCGGAAUGGCACUCACCCACACCUGCCCAUCUGGGAACCUACAUUAUUGACGAAAAUUAUAAAACUGACCGUGCGAGAUCUCAAUGCGAAAAAUGGGGCAACUACACACAUCUUGCCAGGAGAUAUAAGUGAAUGAUUCUGUUGUAGUCUUGUUAAAGUGAAAGUGAGCUCGGAAAUGACAUUGUUGAUUAUCAUAGAAACGUCUGAAAGUUUUAUGCUAUCAACACUCCUAAAAGUAAUUAGUUCUUGGGUUUGCUAUAUUUUACAGAAAGACUUAUUAGAUAGAUAAUUUUUUCCUUUACCAGUGUGCCUUUGACGAUACAUGGCUGUCUACGGCCAGUUGUACAGACAAGAGAGACAGACGCCUUAGCAACAAUAACUGUACGUUGAUGAAUCCUUUACCAAAUGAAGUUCGAGCACCUACCUCAGGAAGGUCCUUUUGGUCAAGAACGCUACUGCAACUCCAUGCAAAUUAUUUCCAGCCGAAGAGAAGUGACCCAUCUCUUAUGGACACCAGGAUUCUCAUAGUCUUAGCUGCAACGGAUGAUCAUGAAGGGUCUAUGCCAAGCAAUUCAGCACUGCCACUUUGCCUCUGAUCUCACUGUGACAAGUGACGCAGGAACCCAAGUCUUUCAGCGGCUCAAGUCACUCGCCAAAGAUGGGGAUUUACGUAGGCCUUCGGGAAUGGGCGUGACGGUGGACGGUGGACCCGGGCCUUGCACUUCGACCUGCUCUGCUCAUGACCAAUGAGGUGUUGAUUACGUCGUUUAGAAUAUUUAUUACUCUGGAGAAUUUUAUGUAACUUAGGAAGAUAUUUCGGUUUAUGAUCAUUACAAAGUUUAGAUAACUUUCCAUA
Messenger RNA from Penaeus indicus, 2962 nucleotides. RefSeq lists its product as uncharacterized. The record is from RefSeq and is a predicted model, not a curated record. The coding region runs from base 1 to 2238 and encodes 745 amino acids. Lineage: Eukaryota; Metazoa; Arthropoda; Malacostraca; Decapoda; Penaeidae. The transcript is spliced from 6 exons.